UGUUCCAAUAAAAACAAGGAUAACAGUAAAAUUUGUUAUAAAUAAUAUUAGGGCAAGAUAGAGAUAAACAGCGAAAUCACUGUCACUGUCUAUCAUAGGUGUUAUCAUCAAAUGUCACAAAGAAACAAAUUUGUUGUGCAAAGUGGAAUUCUUUAAUUCAAACGCAAAUAUUUGUGUUUUGUCAAAGGAAAUACGAGUCCAAAAGUGACAAAGGAUUUUUAAAAUACUACAUAAUUUGGUUUAUAUAUAAAAUAGAUUUUUCUAUUUUCUCAGCCAAAGAUUCACCGGAUUUUCAUUAUCAAUAUUUCAGUAGCAUCAAGAUGCCCAUUUUGUAUAGUGUUAUUUGUCGGGGGAGUACUGUUUUGGUGAAAUACGCAACAUGUGCUGGUAAUUUUGGAGAAGUUACUGAACAAAUUAUAUCUAAGAUUCCUCCUCAUAAUGAUAGGCUUACAUACUCUCAUGGAAACUAUCUCUUCCACUAUGUUCUUGAAAAUAGAAUUUUAUAUAUGUGUAUAACAGAUGAUGAAUUUGAAAGAAGUCGUGCAUUUUUGUAUCUUAAUCAAAUUAAAAGAAGAUUCCAAUCCACAUAUGGAGCCAGUGCAGAGACAGCUAUUGCCUAUGCUAUGAAUUCAGAAUUCUCAACGGUUUUGGCCACUGAAAUGAAACUUUACUCAGAAUCUCAUGAUCUCGACACAAUAUCGAGAGUACACAGCGAAUUAGAUGAGUUAAAGGAUAUAAUGGUCAAAAAUAUUGAUAACAUUUCAAUGAGAGGGGAAAGGCUAGAACUACUUGUCAACAAAGCAGACGAUCUUAAUCAAGGCUCGGUGACGUUUAGAACUACGAGCAGAAACCUAGCCAGAUCGUUAUUCUGGAAAAAUAUGAAGAUGUACAUUAUUAUUGGCGUCGUUGUUACUGUGAUCGUCUAUUUUAUUGUCUCCAUUUCUUGCGGAGGCUUAUUAUGGCAAGGAUGUAUUUCGAAAAAAUAAUUACCAACAAAUAUAUUAGUGAACUUAAGAUACAUCAUAUAAUUUUAGGGAAAAUACUUUUUAUUUGUAAUGUUUAAAUCAUGAUUUUAUUGAAUUUUACCAUGCAGCAGGUGUGAGAGAUUUAUGUAAGUACAAUAAGAUAUGGUUGAAUGCUCGAAUAUAUAAAUUUUACAAAUAAAAGGCAGAACGAGCACAGUUAUUUAUUAAAUCUUGCCUAAGUACUUUCGCCCUCAUAGCAUCAUCAGGGGCAGUUCGUCAAAAAAAAAAAGAAUGUGUGUGUACUUUGUACGCACGUAAGAAGUUAUACAUACUUCUAUUAUAUAUGAUUGCAACGAAAUAAAUAUACUUUCAACAGGU
Molecule: messenger RNA, 1343 nt
Organism: Diabrotica virgifera virgifera (western corn rootworm)
Lineage: Eukaryota; Metazoa; Arthropoda; Insecta; Coleoptera; Chrysomelidae
Gene: Vamp7
Product: vesicle-associated membrane protein 7
Exons: 5
Coding region: 321-986 (221 amino acids)
Biological process (GO): vesicle fusion; exocytosis
Cellular component (GO): membrane; SNARE complex
Molecular function (GO): SNARE binding; SNAP receptor activity
Source: RefSeq, a predicted model, not a curated record